CGGAAAAAGGACUGUUCCUGGAGCUUGCCAACUUGGGAGGGAAAUCCUGACUGCUGCCGGGGCUCUGCUUAAGGGCGAUUCCAGCACAGCAGCGAAGAAGCUCCCCAGGUUGAGGGACCCCAUCUGAUCCAUAAUGCCCAGACUGCCCCUCUUCCUAGCUGCCUGCCUGCCUUUCCUCUCCCUCCUCCCACGAAGAGCCUCCGCCCACUGUCAACUGUUCCCCAAGUCUACCUGUGAGCAGCACUCUGCCUUUGUGCCAGGACAUAACUUGGCCGGGGAGGGGAUCGAUAUCACCACGCUGCAAAGGAAGGGGGCCUAUUUGGUGGACACCAGCCAAUGGCUGGACCCAAACGGGACGUGCGUUCUCUGCCGGAACCCCCUGAUGGACGGGCAGCUGCAGCGACUUCCUCUGGCCGGUGCGGACUGGCGGGUCCAUGUCGCGUGCCACCGCCAAGUGAGCAGUUCCGUGGAGCACUCGGAUGUGGACGUGGCAAAAGCGCUGGCCGGGGAGGUGAAGAACAACUGGAAAAUGGAGCUGAAUUUGCCCAAGGAGGUGGAGUCCAUCGCCAAGGGCCAGGUGGUUUUAGUUGGGGCUCGCUCUCAGAUGGUCGUUUAUGCACACGAGAAAGCCCAGCAGGACAGGUACAGCUUCGUGAGGCAUGAAGUCUCCUGUCAAUAUUACCGGCUCAGACUCCUCCCAAGGCCCACCCUGCUGUCCCCCCACUUCUCCCAGGCUGUACGGAACCUGCCCAGCAAACACGACCCCGAGGAGUACCAGCAUUUCAUCGACACCUACGGCACCCACUACAUCAGCCAAGCACAGCUCGGGGGGCGCGUGCGCAACCUGCUGGCCGUGCGGACUUGCGGGGCGACCUUGGCGGGUUUGACGGCGUCCGACAUCAAGGACUGCCUGACCUUGGAAGCCUCUCUAGGCCCCGACUGGAUGUCCCAUUCGCUGAGCAUCAAAUGCCACGAGCUUCAGAGGAACCAAGCCAAAGGGAUGUUCUGGGAGGCCUACGGCCAGCGGCGCACUGAGGUGGUGGGAGGGAACGGCCAGGUGGAGCUGCUGUUUGCGGAACCGGGGGAAAUCCUGCAGUUCUCAGAAUGGAUCGAGAACCUCAAAACGAGUCCUGGGGUAGUUUCAUACUCCCUCCUGCCAGUCCAUACCUUGGUGGAUCGAGGAGACCCCAGGAGGGAAAUGCUGAGGGCAGCCGUGAGGGACUACAUAGCCCAGAGGGCCCUCUGGAGGAACUGCACACAACAGUGCCCCGGCCGGAGCUACGCUAGCUCAAGGGACCCUUGCGUGUGCAUGUGUGAGCCCGACGCCAUCACCGACACCGGGUGCUGUGCCCGGGAGCGGGGUCUCGCCCGCUUACGCGUCCACAUCCAGAAUGGAUCUGGCCUGUGGGCCGACCACUUCUCUGCCACGGACGCCUACGUCAAAGUCCUCUUCCAAGGACGGGAAAUGCGGACGGGCUUCAUCAAGAACAACAACCAGCCUUGGUGGUCGGAAACCCUGGACUUUGGGCCCAUCAAACUGACGGGCCUCAACUACAUUGAAGUGCAGGUCUGGGACAAGGAUCUCUGGCACGACGACCUCCUGGCAACCUGCUACGAGGGUCUGGUGACCGGGGGGGAAGUCUGGAAAAAAUGUUAUCCGGCUCGUGGACUUGUAGAGUAUUAUUAUGUGUUAGAGUGUGGACCUUCUCUGGGUGGCAACAGCUGCCAUGACUAUGUCCCCCAGAAGCAACAUUGACUACCCACUGCUACCCAAUAGCUCAGUGCCCCCCCUCCAAGCAAGACUAAAAAAAGCACUUUCUUAUACUUAAUGAGACUACUUCAAUAUUCUGCAUAAGAGCUAUAUAGAAAGAGCGCAGUCCCUGGAUUAGGCUUAAUUGGGCAGAACCUUAAUGAAACGGUUGUUCAAGGCUCCAGGGAGACCCUGCCACUGUGGCACAGCCAAAAGGAUGGUAUCGUCUCUAUAUUACAACUUCAAACUAGUUUUACACUGCCGUGAUUCCCACUCAUGAAUCUCUGAGACCUAGAGUUUCCUAAUCUCCGAGACCUAGAGCUUCCUAGAGCCAGUUUGGUGUAGUGGUUAGGAGCGUGGACUCUAAUCU
Messenger RNA from Gekko japonicus, 2120 nucleotides. Its product is annotated as perforin-1-like. Bases 134 to 1756 code for a protein of 540 amino acids. The transcript is spliced from 3 exons. Gene Ontology annotation, cellular component: membrane attack complex. The record is from RefSeq and is a predicted model, not a curated record. Lineage: Eukaryota; Metazoa; Chordata; Lepidosauria; Squamata; Gekkonidae. Gene Ontology annotation, biological process: immune response.